AUGUUAACUUCUUCUAUAGUGAGUGUUGAUUCCAGCAAAGUGUAUAAACCCAAGGCUAGUCAAGUUGGAUUGCUAUCUACUGCAAUUAGCAAACUAGGGGAUUCUAGCUUUGUUUCAAAAAGCAGAGAGUCCACAAACAUGUCUCCUGUUAGAACGAGGUUAUUUAGAGAUUCAUCUCCAAAAUAAACAAAGGGAUUACAAGGAGUAGUUGUUGGAGAAUAUCACCCUUUGACACCUACACAUAUUGUAUUUAGUAGUAUUCAUAAAAGCACAUCUCCUCUGAGAUCUGGUAGAAAUUAUAAUGAGUCACCAUAAAGAGCAAAGGUAAGAUUGGAUAGAUUCAAAAAUUGGGAUUCAAAGUUAGGACUAGAACUCCAAAUAUAAAAUUCCAAAUUUACACGUCUCAAUAAUGAAUUGACUUAUUUAAGCCAUUAACCUCAUCAUCAGACCAAUAGAUCAGCUAUUUUCUUGGGCAGCAAUUUAAGUAGACUUAGUGUUGGUGGAAAUCAAAGUGAUAUCAGACUUUUGUCAGCCAAAUUGAAUGCGAUUCCACCCUCUCAAAUUGGAACCUUUACUGCAGGUCAUUCUCACGAGCUGUCUUCAUUGCAAUAAUCUUUGAGCAGAAUCAUGAAAUCAAGCCGACAGUAUUGAACAAAAUUGAUUUUAUAUUAUAUUAAAAU
Molecule: messenger RNA, 680 nt
Organism: Paramecium tetraurelia
Lineage: Eukaryota; Ciliophora; Oligohymenophorea; Peniculida; Parameciidae
Exons: 3
Source: RefSeq, a predicted model, not a curated record